ACCACUUAGGCUCAGCCGCACUUUUUACUCCACCGCAUUCGGCCAACGCCGCAACUUGCAGCCGCUCCUCUUCCACAUCCGAGCGAAGACGCACCUCCGCGGAGAGGCAGAGAGAAGACUCCGGGCAUCCGCCGCAUCCUUUUCUGCCCCCAGCGAUGGAGACGGAGGUCGGGUUCUGCCCAGGGUGGCACGGCGCGCUCCGCUUCGGGCUUCUCUGCAUCCUGCCCUGCUUGCUUGGCGUCGCCGAGGCUGACAUAACCUGCAGGUCAUGCCGGGGUGGCAAUCAGUGGCACGCACAGGGAUUACUGCUGAGGGCUGAGAGCAGUGGCUCCGCUGCGGGGUUAAAGGGGGAAGUUUGGGGGAGCGGAGACCGGAGCGGGAGGGUCCCCUGCGAGCCGGGCUCCGCUGGAUGCGCUCCAGAGCGGGAUGGAUACGCGGGGCCGGCGCUGAAGUGGAUUACAGGCAGCUGGAGUGGACAGUCUGAAGAGGGGAAAGUUUCCCAACACCGGGACGGCGGGGGUUUGACUCCGCGGCGCUUCAAGAGGGACAGUGGCGGCGAUGAAGUGGCUUCGCUCCCGAACAGAGCGCGGCCAGAGGGAGCGGGCGCGGCGGCGGGGCGCAGGGUGCCGCGCUGGAGCGGAGAGGAGCGCAGAGCCGCCGGUGCGCGGCCGGACGAGUCCAAGCUCAACAGCUCCACGUUCGCCCUGACCGGGGACUCGUCCCACAACCAGGCCAUGGUGCACUGGUCCGGCCACAACAGCAGCGUUAUUCUGAUGCUAACCAAACUCUUUGACUUCAACCUGAACAGUGUGACUGAGAGCUCAUUAUGGAGGUCAACUGACUACGGAGCAACGUACCAGAAGCUGAACGACAAAGUGGGAGCAAAGACCAUCCUCAGUUAUCUGUAUGUGAGCCCCAACAACAAGAGGAAGAUCAUGUUGCUGACGGAUCCAGAAGUAGAGAGCAGUCUUCUGAUCAGCUCUGAUGAAGGAGCCACAUACCAGAAGUACCGGCUGAACUUCUACAUCCUGAGCCUGCUCUUCCACCCAGAACAGGAGGACUGGAUUCUGGCGUACAGCCACGACCAAAAGCUUUACAGUUCUGUAGAGUUUGGACGAAGGUGGCAGCUGGUCCACGAGAAAGUGGCUCCUAAUCGUUUCUAUUGGUCCAAGAUGGGUUUGGACAAAGAACCGGGCUUAAUUCAUCUGGAAACCAGCAUCUCUGAAGGACAGGCGCUGUAUGUCACCUGCAAGCUGCAGAACUGCACAGACGCCAACAAGGGCAAACCAUUCCCCGGAUACAUUGACCCCAACUCCCUGGUGGUGCAGGAUGAGUAUGUGUUUGUCCAGGUGUCCACUGCAGGGCGGCCGGUCUACUACGUUUCUGCAAAACGAGACGUCUUUACCCCGAUGAAGCUGCCAAAGUACACCCUGCCCAAGGAACUGCACGUGAUCAGCACUGAUGAAAACCGCGUGGUGGCCGCCGUUCAGGAGUGGAACCAGAACGAAACCUACAACCUGUACGUGUCGGACACUUCGGGGGUCUUCUACACGCUGGCUCUGGAGAACGUGGUCAGCAGCAUGGGCCUGGAGGGCAACGUCAUGGUGGACCUGUACGAGGUUGCAGGAAUAAAAGGGAUGUUUCUCGCCAACAAAAAGACAGACAGCCAAGUAAAGACGUACAUCACUUACAACCGCGGCAGAGACUGGAGGCUGCUGCAGGCCCCGAGCAGAGACCUGCGAGGCAACAGCAUCCACUGCGUGCUGCCGUACUGCUCAUUACAUCUCCAUCUUCACGUGUCUGCCAAUCCCUACACAUCUGGAAACAUCGCCAGCAGGGAGUCGGCGCCGGGGAUCAUUGUCGCCUCAGGCUCCAUCGGCGCCGAGCUGACCACCAGCAACGUCAGCGUGUUCAUCACCUCUGAUGCAGGAAACACGUGGAGACAGAUCUUUGAUGAGGAGUACGCCGUGCUUUAUCUCGACCAAGGUGGAGCCUUGGUGGCAAUAAGACACACUCCACUUCCCAUCCGACACCUGUGGUUGAGCUUCGACGAAGGGCGGCAGUGGAACAAGUACAGCUUCAGCAACACGCCGCUGUUUGUGGACGGCGUGCUGGGCGAGCCGGGCGAGGAGACGCUCAUCAUGACGAUCUUUGGGCACUUCAGUCAUCGCUCUGAGUGGCAGCUGGUAAAAAUAGAUUUCAGGUCCAUCUUCAACAGGAGGUGCACUGAAGGCGACUAUCAGACGUGGCAUCUGCACAACCAGGGCGAGCCGUGUCUCAUGGGGGUGAAACGGAUCUACAGGAAGCUGAAGCCCACCUCCAGGUGCGUGAUGGGAAAGGCCUACUCCGUGGCCAUGACCUCCGCGCCCUGCGACUGCACAGAGGCCGACUUCGAGUGUGAUUAUGGAUACGAGAGACGUUCUGAUGGGAAGUGCAGCCCCGCCUUUUGGUUCCAUCCCUCAUCCAUGUCCCACAGAUGCACCACAGGAACGACUUUUCUCAACAGCACGGGCUACAGGAAAGUGGUGUCCAACAACUGCACAGCCGGAGUGAUCGCAGAGUACACGGCCCGCCGACAGCACUGCCCCAUCCAGGCCCCCAGGGGGCUCCACCUGGUCACCAGCGAGGGCCGGCUCACGGCCACGCUGGGCGCCAACGUCACCUUUGUUGUUUUCCUGGAAGAGGGAGACGGAGCGAGGACGAGCAUCACGGUGGACUUUGGAGACGGUCACGCUCUCACCUACUCCAACGUGAGCUCCAUCGAGGACGGCAUCAAGCACAUCUACAGGUCGGUGGGAAUCUUCAGGGUGACGGCCACGGGGGAGAACAGCCUGGGCUCUGAGACCGCCACGCUCUUCCUGCACGUCACAUGUCAGCUGGAGCAUAUCCAUCUCUCUGCUCCCUUUGUGGCGGUGAGGAACAAGGAAGUGAACCUAACGGCGGUUCUGCAUCCCAGCCAAGUGGGAACGGUCACCUACAUCUGGUGGAUUGGAAACAACACAGAGCCAGUUAUCACCCUGGAGGGAAGCGUGGCGUGCACCUUCUCCAGGGAAGGGAUCAAUACAGUCACGGUGCAGGUGUCCGCCGGGAAUAUCAUCCUGCAGGACAGAAAAACUAUCGCUGUCCACGAAUACUUCCGAUCCCAUCUGCUUGCUUUCUCAUCCAACCUGGACGAACACAACCCGGACGUUGCUGAGUGGAGGCUGGAUGUGAGCCGCGUGAUCAGGAACUCUCUCAUCCAGGCUACAGGUGUGCGCGAGGAUCUGCUCCUGGUCACCGUCCUCCCUGGCUUGCCUACAGCAGCCGAGUUUUUCCUGCUGCCUGACAAACAACUCACCGACGGCAAACCGGAGAAGAGCUCAGCUCAUUUAGAUCAGCUCGCCGAGCUUUUGCUGAACGCCUUGAAUCAAAACCUCGUCCAGUUCACGUUGCGGCCAGGAGUCCAGGUCACCGUGUACGCAGCUCACCUGUCGGCAGCGCCCCUGGUGGACACCAGCGAGAACCACAGCGGCUCCGCCAUGCUAAUGCUGCUGUCAGUAGUGGUCGCGGGUUUAGCCGUGUUUGUCAUCUACAAAUUCAAGAGGAAGAUCCCAGGCCUCAACGUCUAUGUGCAGAUGCAGAACGACAAAGAACCAGAAGUGAUGAGUCCAGCCAAUCCCUCAGAGGCAACGCCCGGCUCACAGCAGGACUUGGUGCCUUCUCUGGAGAUUCUGGACACCGAGUUUAACUCGCGGCCCAUCGGAUGUAUGAAACCUCAUGUACAUGUGAAAUUCUCCACAGAACUCCCCACAUACAUCGUCUGAACUCUGGACUGGAUCCAAACUCCAGCCUCCAUCAUGGAUCAUGGGUUUAUUUUGUCUUUUUGCUUUGCCAUUUUGCGACACAAUGGUUUGGAGCUUUAUACCUGUGCAUGUUGGAGCCGGCUGACACACACUGUGCUCUGCUGAAAGCAGAAGAAACUGUGUACAGGUUUUCUUUCCUUUUUCCUUCAGCUACAUCUUUGAACAGAAACAUUUUCAGACUUGAGUUUGUUUGUUGCGCGUCGAGGAGGAUCGGCAGCAUGAAGGAGUCGGAGGAAACGGCGUGACAAGCGGGAAAGUUUUGGAUUUUUUCUCACAUCCUGGAUCGGUUUGUUGUUUUAUGUUGCAAACUGUGUAUUAUUUAUUCAUAAAAAAAUACUUUUAUGACGUACGAUAUGGAAGUGAAUUACACAUUUAUUUUGUAAAUCAUGAAUGUCUAUGUUAGAACUUUGUGUAUUUUAAUAACAAAUGUACUAAAAAGGGACACCAUUAUAAAAUAUGAGUAAGCUCUUUCAAAGCUUUUAAUCUAUUGUCCUCAAAAAGCUGAUUUAUGGCACAAAGCAGAUUUUCUACUGAAAUAUUCUGCUUUUCUUUUGGGUUUUAAUUUCCUUAUAACACACUUUAGUUUUCAGCAUUAGUUUAAACCUUGACUCUUUUAAUUUCCUCUGCUAAUAUUUAUGAUACCUGCCGGUUGGUAAAAUGCUUCAGAACUACGCUCCCCCUGAUGGCACCUUCCCACAGCAAGCCGCCCCGGUUAUCAGCAGAGCAGAAAAGAAGACGUGUGUGGGGAUGUCGGGGGGGCCGGGGGGGGGAUUCACAGCCCCGGCCUGGGAUGACCGCAGGAGGCCAAGUGGAGCUCAUCGAGGCGCGCCUUACAAGCAGGAGCCGGAAUGAGAUACAGCUGCUUUACAGGAGAAAGUGACGAGCGUGUCAGCGGCAGAAGAGAGACAGAUGGAAGAGAUGGAAGGAGCUUUUUGGGGACGCGACGCAUUAAGAGCGUUCCAGCGGGCAGAAUAAGAGGAGGGUGACUUCUUGAAUACUUAAUGUGUCCCGUUGAGCUGAAGGCCCGCUAAGGUUGGUGACACAUUUAGGUUAAUGUUCUGACCCGCCGUAGUGAAGCGCCCGUCUUCAUCCCGGCUCGUUAUAACUGGCGGCAGGAGCAGGAGAACUGGAGCGCAGAAGCUGCAGGGCUGCACGGGUGCUUUGAAUCUGACACGUGGAAAUGCCUGAUUGAUGCUUUUCACAGCUUCUCAGGCAACUCUGCAGCAUUUGGUUUUUAUCUGGGUUUAACUUUAAAGGGAGAUUUAAAUCCAAACAAAGCUUUUGUUCUUCUUUGCUUUGGAUCCUAUUUUUAACAUUAACAGUGCCUUGCAAAAGUAUUCAGCCCCUCAAAACCUUUCCAUAUGUUGUCACUUUGCAACCCCAAUGUUUAAUACUUUAUUUCCGAUUGAUGUGAUAGAUCAACGACAAGUGCAGUUUUGUAUGUUGGACGGAAACAGAGUCAUAGUUUUAAAUCAGUUUUCAGUCUCUAGUAAAGCACCUUUCUACAGUCACAGACUAUUUUAAUGCCGAUUAUUCUUUGCAGAAGAAGCUCAAACUCAAUCCUAUCGGAUAAAAACGUUCUUUGAACAUCAGUUUUCACUUAUUGCCACAGAUUCUCUGCCGGACUGGUCUGGACUUUGACUAGGCCAUUUUAGCACAUCGAUAUACUUUAAACCAUUCUGUCGUAGCUCUGCCUGUGGGUUGAGGGAUGCUGUCCAUCUGGAAAGUGAAGCAUGGCCCCAGCCUCAAGUAUUUAGCAUAACAGGUUUAUCUUCAGUAUUGUUCUGUAUUUAAACCCAUUUAUAUCCUUCUCAACUGUGACCAGCUUCUCUGUCACUGAUGAUGAAAAUCCUCCCCAAAGUAGGAUACUGCCACUCCGUCAUUCAUGGUGAUAUUACGAUGGUAUGUUGAUGUCACAUUUGACCACAGCUUGUUGCAAACUGAAAACAGAACGGAGCCUGACUUCCUUUUUGCUUUUUUCCCCUAAAAGUACGAGACAUCAGACAAAUAGUUGUCCUGUCACCAGAUUUUCCCACCUGAGCUGUGCUCCUCUGCACAUCCUCCAGAGACCAUGUUGGCCUGUUGGAUGCCUCUCCGAUAAAUGUCCUCACUGCCUGGACUGUCAUCUCAUUCUGCACUGCUUCCCUCUCUUUACUAAUUAAGGCGUGUCAGUCGGUUGCAGAUCACUUUUCAGAAUCUUAUUUGUCAGAAGUUUAAAAAAUUUGUUAUUUUCCAUCCACUUCACAAUUAUGCACUACUUUGUGUUGGUCUGUCACAUGAAGUCACAAUAACGGACAGACGUGUGUGUGUGCAGAACGCCACAACGUCGACAUGCUGCGGUAUGAAGUUUGCAAAGCACUGUAGAUGAAGAACAGUAGAGAACGUCUCAGCGGCGCUGCACAGAAGGCAGAAAUACGUCCCUCUGGUUGCCAUCAGUGGAGACCCGUGAAGAUAAUUGGCCCUGCCAUUCAGGAACUCAGCAAAGCACUCACUGACAGAACAGCAAGUCGCUCUGAGUUUGGAGAAAAGAGUCCUAAUUCUGGGGAAAUGUAUCCUAUAUAAAAACAAAAGAAAAAAAGGAGUUUACUUGUAGCCACAGGCUCUGUUAUUCUGAUGUAUUUCAUCUUUCUUCCAGUCCAAACAGAAAAUAAAUAGUGCAUAUAUUCUACAGAUUUGACCAGGAGAUGCUCAGCAGAGCCCUAGAGCUUCAGGAGGUGCAUCAUCAUAAUGCAGAAGAUUUUAAAUUAAUGUACAAGGAGACAUAUGUUGGUUAACGAGCAAGCAGUCGUCAGGCAGAGUAACUGGAUUUCAGAGCUUCGCUGCGUUCUAGGUCGCCCAGAAGUCUGAAGUCAGAGAGGCUGGCUGGUUUUACCGGCUGGUAGUGAAAACAACACUUUGUGUGUUUCUUUCUCUUCUACAAAAACAGAACAGCAAAUUUAUUCAUUAAGGUUGGAUUUUGUUUUGUGGGUUGUUGCUGAUGUAAAAGACAUUAAUUAUUAGAAUUUAUUUUCAACUUCAAACUUCCAUGGAUUGUUUUAUGGCUUAAUCAGACAUUGACCUUAUUUAGCCCCAUCUAUGACGAAAAUGUGACCUUUUGCUCAUAUUUGUCAUUUACGUUUAACAUUUACAUGUUUACAUCAAUUUUUAAAAACUUCUUAUGUAAAGCUUUGAGCUGGUGAUACAAAUCUGAAUGGAUUACUCUUUAAAAACCAUGAUGUGAAAAAGUACAGGAACAGCAUUAAAAAUGUUUUCAUGGCCUUUGCGCCAUGAACUGGAAGGAUCUUGAGAUUUUUAUUUGGGGCAGAAUUGAUGUCGCACAGCAUGAGAGCUCUGCUGUGGAAACAGAUUUGUACAAUUUUAAGACAACAUUUGUUCUAGAGUUGAAACUAAACUUCAGCGACUCAUAAUAGCGACUGGCCCAGUUAGCAUGGCUAGCAUCACAAACACAGCUUUUUCCGUGUGGAUUCUUU
This is a messenger RNA of Fundulus heteroclitus (mummichog), 7312 nucleotides long. Its product is annotated as VPS10 domain-containing receptor SorCS1. Gene Ontology annotation, biological process: post-Golgi vesicle-mediated transport. NCBI's taxonomy places the organism in Eukaryota, Metazoa, Chordata, Actinopteri, Cyprinodontiformes, Fundulidae. The transcript is spliced from 27 exons. The coding region runs from base 156 to 3803 and encodes 1215 amino acids. Gene Ontology annotation, molecular function: protein binding. Gene Ontology annotation, cellular component: membrane; Golgi apparatus. The record is from RefSeq and is a predicted model, not a curated record.